Molecule: messenger RNA, 2011 nt
Organism: Nanorana parkeri
Lineage: Eukaryota; Metazoa; Chordata; Amphibia; Anura; Dicroglossidae
Gene: RECQL
Product: RecQ like helicase
Exons: 14
Coding region: 39-2000 (653 amino acids)
Biological process (GO): double-strand break repair via homologous recombination
Cellular component (GO): chromosome; cytoplasm
Molecular function (GO): four-way junction helicase activity; ATP binding; 3'-5' DNA helicase activity
Source: RefSeq, a predicted model, not a curated record
CUGACAGAUCUGUCUUCUCUGCUUACAGUGAUUCAGUUAUGGAAGAGAACAUGGAGUCUGAUGAACUGUCAGCACUGGUAGAUGAGCUGGAGGAGGUCAGUACAGAGUUACAGGCCAUCGAGGUGCAGAUCCAGGAGCUGGUGGACAGGCAGCAGGAACUACUGCAGAGGAAGAACAGUCUGAAGAAGAAAAUCCAGAGAGUAUCAGAGGAUGCAGAAGCCGGGACCAGCUCUGAAUCUAAAGACGACUGGAACAAAGAAGACUUUGCCUGGUCGCAAAGGGUGAGUGAAGAGCUGCACAAUUCCUUCCAGCUGGACACCUUUCGGAACUUGCAGCUAGAAACCAUAAACGCCACAAUGGCCGGGAAAGACGUUUUCCUCAUAAUGCCGACCGGAGGUGGGAAGAGUCUGUGCUACCAGCUGCCGGCUGUGUGCUCAAAAGGUCUCACGCUGGUGAUCUGUCCACUUGUGUCCCUGAUGGAAGAUCAACUGAUGGUACUGGAGCGCCUGGGGGUCUCCGCCACCUCUCUCAACGCAGCAAGCAGUAAGGAACAUGUGAAGUGGGUGCACAGCGAGAUGAUUAACCGCAACUCAAAGCUGAAACUCAUCUAUGUCACACCGGAGAAAAUCGCCAAGAGCAAACUGUUCAUGUCGCGGCUGGAGAAGGCCUAUCAGGCAGGGCAGCUGGCGAGGAUCGCGGUAGAUGAGGUCCAUUGCUGCAGCCAGUGGGGACAUGACUUCCGACCAGACUACAAACUUCUGGGUAUCCUAAAGCGCCAGUUUCCCAACGCCCCUUUGAUUGGCCUGACCGCCACGGCAACCAGCCACGUAUUAAAGGAUGCCCAGAAAAUUCUUUGUGUUCAGAAGCCGAUCACCUUUACCGCUUCUUUCAAUAGACCCAACUUGUUCUAUGAGGUCCGGCUGAAGCCUUCGAGCACCAACGAAUUUAUAGACGACAUCGUCAAACUGGUCAACUGCCGAUAUAAAGGGCAGUCCGGUAUUAUAUACUGCUUUUCUCAGAAAGAUUCCGAACAAGUCACGAUCAGCCUACAGAAACUAGGAAUCCAAGCGGGAACGUAUCACUCCAACAUGGAACCGCGUGACAAGACAAAAGUCCACACUUACUGGACUGAGAAUAAGAUUCAGGUGGUGGUGGCAACAGUAGCAUUCGGGAUGGGGAUUGAUAAGUCAGAUGUGCGGUUUGUCAUUCAUCACUCGAUGAGUAAAUCAAUGGAGAAUUAUUACCAAGAGAGUGGACGGGCAGGUCGGGAUGACAGACGGGCCGACUGUAUAUUAUAUUACGGGUUUGGGGACAUUUUUCGGAUCAGCACGAUGGUUGUCAUGGAGAAUGUGGGUCAGCAGAAGCUCUAUGAGAUGGUUCGGUACUGCCAGGACCUCAGUAGGUGCAGACGUGUCGUGAUCGCUCAGCACUUUGAUGAAGUCUGGGACUCUGCGCAGUGCAAUAAGAUGUGCGAUAACUGCAAUGCCAUCAAGACCUAUGACAAAGCGGACAUCACGGAUUACUCCAGAGAUAUCCUGAAGAUCCUGGAACAUGCCGAUCAGAUGGACGAGAAGCUCACCCCACUGAAACUCAUUGACGCCUGGCUGGGAAAAGGAGCUUCCAAACUGCGCGUCUCCAAAGUCCUUCCCCCACGGCUCCUGCGUGGGGAAUUAGAGAGGAUCAUCACUCACCUCCUGCUGGAGAAAUAUAUACGGGAAGAUUUCAGCUUCACGGCGUACACCACCAUCUCCUACAUAAAGACGGGGCCCAAAGCCAAUCUGCUCAGGAGUGAGAAGCAUUCCAUUGCUACCCAGAUGAGGACACCGAACAAGAUAAAAUCUCCGCCUUCCUCAUCCAAAAUGUCCAUCAAGAGUUCGCCAGAGUCCUCCAAGUCCUGCGCUACGAAGGUGAGCUCGGAACACAAAAGGCCGCAUUCCGGGAACAGCUCAGGAGCCAAAACGAGCAAACGUGUGAAAGAGGAGUCCAUCGUAAUCGACUGAUCUUCAGGGAA